Tupaia belangeri chinensis (Chinese tree shrew) is the source of this 883-nucleotide messenger RNA. RefSeq names its product troponin I1, slow skeletal type (gene TNNI1). Gene Ontology annotation, cellular component: troponin complex. The record is from RefSeq and is a predicted model, not a curated record. The transcript has 8 exons. Gene Ontology annotation, biological process: skeletal muscle contraction; cardiac muscle contraction. Lineage: Eukaryota; Metazoa; Chordata; Mammalia; Scandentia; Tupaiidae. Bases 16 to 579 code for a protein of 187 amino acids.
CCACCGAACGCCACCAUGCCGGAAGUCGAGAGAAAAUCCAAGAUUACCGCCUCCCGCAAACUCAUGCUGAAGAGCCUGAUGCUGGCCAAGGCCAAGGAGUGCUGGGAGCAGGAGCACGAGGAGCGCGAGGCUGAGAAGGCACGCUACCUGGCGGAGCGCAUCCCCUCGCUGCAGACGCGCGGCCUGUCCCUCAGCGCCCUGCAGGACCUGUGCCGGGAGCUGCAUGCCAAGGUGGAGGUGGUGGACGAGGAGCGGUACGACAUCGAGGCCAAGUGCCUGCACAACACCAGAGAGAUUAAGGACCUGAAGCUGAAGGUGCUCGACCUCCGUGGGAAGUUCAAGCGCCCGCCCCUGCGUCGGGUCCGCGUUUCAGCUGACGCCAUGCUGCGGGCCCUCCUGGGCUCCAAGCACAAAGUGUCCAUGGACCUGCGGGCCAACCUCAAGUCUGUGAAAAAGGAAGACACGGAGAAGGAGCGGCCCGUGGAGGUGGGCGACUGGAGGAAGAACGUGGAGGCCAUGUCUGGGAUGGAGGGCCGGAAGAAGAUGUUCGAUGCCGCCAAGUCUCCGACCUCACAGUAGAGGCUGACUUGCUGCACCGUGCCCGGGCUCCUGCUCCAGACUCUGGGCUCCUUCCUCCACCGCACUCACCCUCCCUGCCCCACCUCUUCCCUCCAGCCUGCACACCCUCCUCUGGAGCUGGGGUUGAACAGACACGGGACUGAGAACACGAGUGUGUGCAAACCCCGCCCAGCAGGAAGGGUUUCCAGCCCGCAGCAAAGUGCCCGGGGCUCCGGGCCACCUGGAGCCUAGUGAGCUGAGCGGGGAGACAGUGGGAGCACCUUCCCUCCACCCCCGUGACACUCCCUUCCCUGCUGCCAUGGCA